Molecule: messenger RNA, 1536 nt
Organism: Humulus lupulus (European hop)
Lineage: Eukaryota; Viridiplantae; Streptophyta; Magnoliopsida; Rosales; Cannabaceae
Product: receptor-like kinase TMK4
Exons: 3
Coding region: 1-1536 (511 amino acids)
Molecular function (GO): protein binding
Source: RefSeq, a predicted model, not a curated record
AUGGAAAACUCUGGCUCACACUUUCAACAAAUGAAACCCUCUCAGUUGCCUCCAAGAGAUUCAGCAUCCCGGCUCUUUGUCAUUCUCGCUGCCACCGUCGCCGUCGCCGUCGCUGCCGUAGACAAUGACGACGCCGUGAUGUCGAGCCUCCUCGAGGCCAUAUCUCCUGCUCCAAUCGGCUGGUCUCACUCUGCUCACUAUUGCUCUAUGUGGAAAGGCGUAAAGUGUAGCUCCUCCGGCCGAGUCUCCGCCAUCAACUUAACCCAUCACAAUCUAACGGGAACUCUCCCUUCCAAUCUCGCUUCUCUCUCUGAACUAACUUCCUUUAAUCUCAGAUGCAACCGCUUCUCUGGGCCAUUGCCUUCCUUCGCCAACCUUUCUUUGCUCCAAGAAAUCUUCCUUGACUACAACAAUUUCACGUCCGUACCCCCUGGUUGUUUCCAAGGACUCACCAGUUUGUUGGCCUUGACUAUGAAUCAAAAUAUCAAUCUCGACCACUGGGUUUUUCCCAUUGAGCUUACUGAAUCUCCAAGCUUGGUUAAAAUAAGUCUGGUCAGUUGUAACGUAAAGGGUCCCAUACCAGACAUCUUCGGUUUCGGUUCCUUCCCGAAAUUGCGUGGUUUGGCGCUCUCUCACAAUAAUCUCAGUGGGGUUUUGCCUCCGACCUUUGCUGAAUCUGGGAUUCAGUACCUCAUGCUCGACACAAAUAAAUUAAUCGGUACAAUCGGCGUUGUCUCGAAUAUGACCAAGUUGUCCCAAGUCUGGCUUUCCGGCAACAAUUUCUCCGGUCCAAUCCCGGACCUGUCUAAACUAGACACCCUUUUCAACAUCAAUCUCCAGGAUAACAAACUCACCGGUGUUGUUCCAAGGUCAUUGAUCUCGAUUCCAAGCUUGCGAAACGUGUCUUUGGCGAACAAUCUGUUGCAGGGUCCUCUGCCUUCGUUCCCUUCCUACGUCGACAAUCCCAAUCUUCGAGAAAAUAGCUUUUGCAGGGCCACUCCAGGACCUUGUAAUUGGCAAGUAGCGGUACUGCUUGAAGUUGCUGGAGACUUGGGAUAUCCUCUUUCGCUGGCUAGUUCUUGGCGAGGGAAUGAUGCGUGCGAAGGCUGGAUUUUUGUUGGUUGCGAUUUGCUCAGAAACGUUGUGAAUGUGACUUUUCAGAAAUGGGGUUUCACUGGGAGGAUCUCCCCUGCUUUUUCCAAUCUUACACUGUUGCAGAAUUUGAGGUUGAAUGACAAUAACUUGACCGGUCCCAUACCGGAGAGCUUAACACACUUGCAUAGUCUUCAGCUUCUUAAUGUUUCUUGUAACAAUCUCAGUGGAACAAUUCCUGCGUUUCAAUCGACAGUGAAUUUAAUUACUACUGGUAAUCCACUAUUGAUUUCUAGCUUGGAACAUAAUGGGACUUCAACGAAUGGUACUACUCCGGUUUCGCCUGGAGGAGAGAACAACAAUGAUCCGGUCAAAGCAGCAACAGGAAAAGGAAGAGAGUUCAAGGUUAUUGUUGCCAUAGGUAAAAUUAUUGUCAAUCCCUGA